This is a messenger RNA of Eurytemora carolleeae, 1803 nucleotides long. RefSeq names its product collagen alpha-1(I) chain. Bases 57 to 1520 code for a protein of 487 amino acids. The transcript is spliced from 10 exons. Lineage: Eukaryota; Metazoa; Arthropoda; Copepoda; Calanoida; Temoridae. The record is from RefSeq and is a predicted model, not a curated record.
GAUUUUAAUAUAUAUUUUAUGUUUUAUUUUCAGAAAUUAAAAGCAAAAAUUGUGAUAUGUCAGGAAUGGGGGGGUUUAAGUUCCCUGGAGGGGGGACAGGAGGAGCCCCCCCACCUUCAUCAGGCAAUGCCAAGAAAAAGCGACGAACAAGUCAAAAUACUUCUGUCUCGGUGAAUCAGCCGUCUCCCGUCGGUGACAUGCACAUGAUGGGAGAUACAGUAUUUGCAAACAAUCCCUUUGAUGAUGGACCAGGGGGGAUGGGCCCGAUGGGAGGACAAGGAAUGAUGGGCCCAAGGGGUUCUAUGAUGGGACCAGGUGGACCCAUGGGGCCAGGAGGACCAAUGGGGCCCGGUGGACCAAUGGGACCUGGUGGGCCAAUGGGACCAGGAGGGCCAAUGGGACCAGGAGGGCCAAUGGGACCCAUGGGCCCAGGAGGACCGAUGGGAAUGGGGCCUAAUGGGCACAUGAUGGGUGGGCCGAUGGGAAUGGGAGGUCCAGAUGGCAUGAUGGGGCCCAUGGGAAUGGGACCUGGGGGUCCUUUGGGUAUGGGACCUGGUGGUCCGAUGGGAAUGGGGCAUGGAGGUCCUAUGGGACAUGGACCAAUGGGGAUGGGACCUAACGGACAUAUGGGUGGACCAAUGGGACCUGGAGGACCAAUGGGACCCGGUGGACCAAUGGGACCUGGCGGACCUAUGGGAGGACCCAUGGGUCACGGCCCAAUGGGACCAAUGGGUCCAGGGGGGCCAAUGGGGCACCACAUGGGAAUGGGACCUAACGGACCUAUGCCUAUGUCUUCUAUGAGUGGACCUCCAAUGUCAAUGUCGAUGUCGAUGUCUGGGCCGAUGUCGAGCAUGUCAAGUAUGUCAAGUAUGUCCAGUAUGUCGAUGGGUCCAGGACCCAUGUCUUCCAUGAGUCCUAUGGGUCCAGGUGGACCUAUGGGACCAAUGGGUCCUGGAGGACCAAUGGGACCGGGUGGACCUAUGCCGAUUUCUUCGUCAGGAAUGACGAUUAAUUCAGGUUGGCAGCAUGUAGAAAGGGAUCUAUCACCUGUAUACUCCUCCAACAUCAGAAUACAUGGAAACCAUAAAAGUCCAGGCUCCGGUAGUCCUCAUGGAUCAGGGCACGGAAGUGGACCCGGCACCCCUGUUAAUAUACCGAUGGGUCCAUCGUCACACCCGGGAACUGUUCCAAUGGGUCCAUCAUCUCAUCCAGGAAUGGGGGGUCCGAGCCCAUUAUCUAUGAAUAUGGAGAAGGUGUAUCCCUCUGACCAACCAAUGGUCUUUAACCCACAGAAUCCGAAUGCUCCUCCCAUCUAUCCCUGUGGAAUCUGCCAUAAAGAGGUUCACGAUAAUGACCAGGCUAUUCUGUGCGAGUCUGGGUGUAAUUUUUGGUUCCACCGAAUCUGCACUGGACUGGCGGAAGCUGCCUUCCAUUUUCUCACACAGGAAAUCUACGCUGAAUGGGUUUGUGAUAAAUGCUUUACUCAUAAAGACGUGCCUUUGGUCAAGUUCAAGCCGUAAAAUCUACGCAUUGGUCAAAUUCAAGCCGUAAAAUCUAUGCUUUUGGUCAAAUUCAAGCCGAAGAAUCUACGACUUUGGUCAAAUUUCAAUCUGUAGAAUCUACGACUUUGGUCAAAUUCAAACCGUAGACCCUAAAGUCUAUAAAGUAAACCAAGACGACUAAUCAGGACGAUUGAUUGAUUGAUAGAUCAAGUUUAAGCAAUAAUUUUAAGUAUUUUAUAAUAAUUUACCUUUUGUGGAUGAUUAUGUCUUUAUCUUAUUAAUAUAAACUUUUAGAUUUUAA